AUGAUACACAAGGUGAAUCUCACCACCGAACAUUGUAUAAAAGGUGAAUAUUGUCCUGAAACUUUAUCAAUCUCCUUUGUCUGUCCAACAAAGAGAAUCACAGAGACAAUCAAAAUGUUCAAGGUAUUGUUCCUCGCAACUAUCGCUGUGACUGCUGCUAAGCCCAGUAUUACCCCUGCUGCGUAUGUCGCCGCCCCAGCUCCUGUCGUGGCUGCUCCUGCUCCAAUCGUUACUGCCUCGAGCUCACAGUACAUCGCAAGGAACUAUAAUGGCUAUGUUGCUGCACCCUUAGUAGCUGCUGCCGCGGCUCCAAUCGUGGCAGCGCCAGCCUCAUACGUCGCUCCAGCAGCCAAGAUAGUAGCACCAGCAGCGCCACUUAUCUCUGCUACUGCUCCUGUAUACGCCCGAUAUGCUUCACCAUACGUAGCUGCUCCUUACUUUACUGCCUCCGCUCCUCUUGUUGCCCUAAAGUAA
Parnassius apollo (apollo) is the source of this 474-nucleotide messenger RNA. The record is from the annotation of a GenBank genome assembly. Lineage: Eukaryota; Metazoa; Arthropoda; Insecta; Lepidoptera; Papilionidae.